This is a messenger RNA of Jatropha curcas, 374 nucleotides long. The record is from RefSeq and is a predicted model, not a curated record. Lineage: Eukaryota; Viridiplantae; Streptophyta; Magnoliopsida; Malpighiales; Euphorbiaceae.
UUUAUGUCUUUAUCUUCUAUGAGAUUUAAAAUUUCAAGGCAAGAACACCUCUUUACCCCCUUGGCAUCUGGAAGCAAAACAAUUCGCUCGAGAUGGCAUUUCCUGCCAACAGAGUCAGGCAUGCUCAAGGAGAUCACAAUGUUGCAGGAGAGAAGGAUCAUGAUGCACUUUUAUCUCCAGAAUUUUUUUAUUCACAUUCUCUCCUUUGGGCUUGCAGCAGGAUACACACACACGAGCAAAAUCAUUUUAUUCAUAAUACGAUACAGAAUAUAAAUAAUGAAUGUAGAGAAAAAGCUUUUGGUGAUUACAGUUAUCAGGUAAUACCUUCUGUGAUCAGCAUGGGCUCUGCAGACUGUAAGGACCAAAGAAAUUGA